This is a messenger RNA of Postia placenta MAD-698-R-SB12, 618 nucleotides long. RefSeq lists its product as hypothetical. The transcript has 3 exons. The coding region runs from base 1 to 618 and encodes 205 amino acids. The record is from RefSeq and is a predicted model, not a curated record. Lineage: Eukaryota; Fungi; Basidiomycota; Agaricomycetes; Polyporales; Adustoporiaceae.
AUGUCCACCUCCGAGGCUAUCACCAGGCUCACAUUGGAUCCGGAUAACGCACGUAACACAACUAUUACCUGGGAGGAUAGUACGGUCGCCUACACGGUGCAGACCGAGAUGAGCAAUCAGGGCACCACGAUGCGCAUUUGCAAGGCAGGCGGGUCACCGGUCGCUAUCAUACAGUUCAGGGCCCGGGGCUCUCCUUUCAACCUGGUCUCAGUUGCGCUGGGAGACCAAGAGCCGAUUGCGAUCGGCAAGUGGCUGAGCACCAGCAUGGUGCCCUUCCGGAACCAUGCGUCGUUCAAAGAUGACUCUGGACGGAAGUACAAGUGGAAAGGUACCGGACCUGGAGAGUCGCUUCAGCUGUUCGCCGAGGACGACGACUACAAAGAGUGCAUCGCGCGCUUCUACUAUUCGAGCAAGUCAUGGAAGACAGAUCCCCCUACAACAAUCCCUGCGACACUCACGUUGUUGCCUCGUGCGGAGGAGAUCCACGAUUUGGUGGUCGCUUCCUUCCUGUACUUGGAACGUGAGAGAAGAGUGAAAGAGGCGGCAACCAACAUUCGGGCUGAGGUCAAUGUCAUAGCGGGAAUGCAGGCAUCUAUGUGUAUCAACACGACGUGUUAA